AUGCACAAAACCCACAGUACAAUGUCCGGAAAGUCGAUGAAAGUAAUUGGGGUUUUGGCGUUGCAAGGUGCCUUUUUGGAGCAUACCAACCAUUUAAAAAGGUGUUUGGCUGAAAACGACUACGGAAUAAAGAUAGAAAUCAAAACUGUAAAAACUCCUGAGGAUCUAGCCCAGUGCGACGCCUUAAUUAUUCCCGGAGGAGAAUCUACGUCGAUGUCCCUCAUCGCUCAAAGAACAGGCUUAUAUCCUUGUUUAUACGAAUUUGUUCAUAAUCCGGAAAAGGUAGUUUGGGGUACUUGUGCUGGUCUCAUCUUUUUAAGCGCGCAAUUAGAAAACGAAAGUGCCCUAGUAAAGACUUUAGGUGUGUUGAAGGUCGACGUGAGAAGAAACGCAUUUGGAAGACAAGCUCAAUCUUUUACACAAAAGUGUGAUUUUUCCAAUUUCAUACCUGGCUGUGAUAAUUUUCCUGCUACAUUUAUUCGCGCACCCGUGAUCGAGAGAAUUCUUGAUCCUAUCGCGGUUAAAAGUUUAUAUGAAUUGCCAGUGAAUGGAAAGGAUGUGGUUGUAGCUGCAACGCAAAAUCAUAAUAUCCUUGUGACUUCUUUUCAUCCAGAGCUUGCUGACAGUGAUACAAGAUUUCAUGAUUGGUUUAUCAGACAGUUUGUUUCUAAUUAA
This is a messenger RNA of Saccharomyces cerevisiae S288C, 675 nucleotides long. It is a transcript of the gene SNO1, whose product is annotated as putative pyridoxal 5'-phosphate synthase. Gene Ontology annotation, molecular function: pyridoxal 5'-phosphate synthase (glutamine hydrolysing) activity; glutaminase activity. Bases 1 to 675 code for a protein of 224 amino acids. Gene Ontology annotation, biological process: vitamin B6 biosynthetic process; pyridoxal 5'-phosphate biosynthetic process; pyridoxine metabolic process. The transcript has a single exon. The record is from RefSeq and is marked reviewed. Lineage: Eukaryota; Fungi; Ascomycota; Saccharomycetes; Saccharomycetales; Saccharomycetaceae.